AUGGCGGACAACCAGGAUGCGCUCAGUCUGCUGAGAAAGUCCAUCGCCGUCGACAAUGCGCCAACACCCAGCACCUCCGAAGACCCCAGCACGCAAGCAGAUCUCGACAUCUCCCUCGCAGACGCAACAUAUCUUGUCUUCAACUUCACCCAGGCCGAAGAUGGAGGGCACCACAUCGCUCUUCCCAUCUCGCAGAAGACACGGUUCGAGUCGAAAGCCGCAAGCAAGGCGGUUGACUUGAGAUCUGUCUACUUCACAUGGCAGAACAGGGAGCAACAAACGAUUAGGUACAUCAAUGCUGUCGCGGCGAUCAAUGAAGAGCUGAAGAAGGCUGGGAAGGAUGAGGUUGUAACGAGCUUGAGUUUCCAAGAGAGGACGGAUCUGGUGAACUGGCUGAAUGGCGACAUUGCAGAGAAUGCCUGCGAGUUCAUCCGCAGCCUGGAUGACAACAAGGCCACGCGGAAAGAAGCCGACGAUGCAGCAGCGCUGGUCGCAGGAGGCGAUGAGGACAUUGAAAUGCGCGAUGCAGGCCUCUCAGACGCCGCAGCCCGCAAGAAAGAAGAAGAGCUCCUCCGCGCCAUCUACGCCAGCGAACGCAAAAUGGGCGACCGCAACACCAUCCUCCGCGGCAGCAAACUGCAAGACUACAGCGGCGUCCGCAAGCGCUGCGCCGACGUCUUCCUCAAAGGCCGUUCGGCCGCACAACCCACCCCGACCCCCGCCGCACCCACUUUAACCAACAACCCUGCGCUCCGACCGCCCGUCAAAGCCCCCCAGCCCGGUCGCCGCCCCGAGCCCAUCAUCCUGCUUUCCCCCUCCGCCUCCUCUCUCCUCCGCAUGCCGAACAUCAAAUCCUUCCUCGUCGACGGCAUCUACCAACCUCCCGACAACACUGCCUCCUCUGGCGCCAACAUCCUGCACCUCACGCGCAAACUCUCCGACGACAUCUCCAAACACCCCGUCCGCUUCAUUCUGGUCGACUCGCCCGAGCACUUUCGGCACGACUACUGGGAGCGUGUGGUCGCCGUCUUCACAACGGGGCAAACGUGGCAGUUCAAGAACUACAAGUGGCAGAAUCCGGCGGAUCUGUUCGCAAACGCGCUGGGCGUGUAUGUCGGGUGGAAGGGUGAGGUGGUGCCGGAGACGGUGAAAGGGUGGGGGAGGGGCGUGUUGACGUUGCAGGUGGAUAAGGGCAAGGAUCGGUGGAGGGAUCGGGAGGUCGUGGAGGAUAUUUGGCGGGCGAUUGAGGGCAGGAUGAGGGGGAAGGGGUGGGGUGGAAAGUAA
This is a messenger RNA of Saxophila tyrrhenica, 1284 nucleotides long. RefSeq names its product accessory factor associated with RNA polymerase II (gene CDC73). Gene Ontology annotation, molecular function: RNA polymerase II complex binding. NCBI's taxonomy places the organism in Eukaryota, Fungi, Ascomycota, Dothideomycetes, Mycosphaerellales, Extremaceae. The coding region runs from base 1 to 1284 and encodes 427 amino acids. Gene Ontology annotation, biological process: positive regulation of transcription elongation by RNA polymerase II; transcription elongation by RNA polymerase II. Gene Ontology annotation, cellular component: Cdc73/Paf1 complex. The transcript has a single exon. The record is from RefSeq and is a predicted model, not a curated record.